Ficedula albicollis (Collared flycatcher) is the source of this 3292-nucleotide messenger RNA. It is a transcript of the gene NEK10, whose product is annotated as NIMA related kinase 10. Gene Ontology annotation, molecular function: protein kinase activity; ATP binding. The record is from RefSeq and is a predicted model, not a curated record. Gene Ontology annotation, biological process: protein phosphorylation. Lineage: Eukaryota; Metazoa; Chordata; Aves; Passeriformes; Muscicapidae.
UGAAAGAGCAAGACAGCAUUGUCUACACGUGUGUUGGAAAAACCAAGGAAAUGAGUUUUCAACCCCAUAAUGAUAGCAGUGAUACACAAUGCCUGAUCGGGACAAAAAGUUGAAGAGCACAGAAUAAGCAAUAGAAAAAAAACCUCCUGGGAUCUCUCUGAGAGAUUAUUCUGAUCUAAAAAGGCUUCAGUCUCUCUUAAGUGUUCAGUCAAGGAGCCAACAGCUUCCAGCUAUAUAUAUUAAAAGUGGUCAAACCAGUGCGACAAGAACUUUGCAGAAUGUCAAAAGCAAUGAACAAAAGUCCAGUGAUCAAUGGCAAGAAUCAACAGAAGCUGUUGAGCUUUAAAAAUGUAGCGAAACCUACAAGAAUGAGAGAAAUUUUAGCAAACAUCCCAAGCUUCAGCUUUUUCAAGAUAUGUUUACAAAUUUAGUUAAGGACAGACUUACCUGCAGGUCGUGGGUUAUUCAAGCUCUGUCCAUCCAUUUUCUUAGAGUAUUAAUCUGCCUGAGAUUAUUAAUAAGGGAUUCAUGCUACCAGGUCAUCCUCCACAGCCUGGGUGGAAUUGAUAGUCUAGCUCAGUGUAUGGAAACAGUAGCAAAUCAUUAUCUUAAUGCAGAGCAGCACAAUGUAGACAAGUUGGUCAACAUGACAUACAUUUUCCAAAAGCUUGCUGCUGUUAAAAAUCAAAGAGAAUGGGUUAUGGCAAGUGGAGCAUAUAAAACCUUAGUAGAUUUGUUAUCUGCUAGAGACAGCCAUGUAUUUUUUGGUGCCCUCCUUGCUCUGACUAGUUUAACAGAAAGUCCAGAAUGUAGGGAGAAGAUAAGUGAGCUCAACAUUGUUGAGAACUUGCUGGUGAUAUUACAUGAAUAUGAUUUCCCUCUAAAAGCAGAGUUGCUAUGACUCCUUUGUGUAGAGUCACAAGUCAAAGAUCAAAUAAAAAUGUAUGAAGGAGUUCCAGUCUUGCUCAGUUCACUCCAUUCUGAUUACAUCAAACUUCUAUGGAGUAUUGUUUGGAUUCAGGUACAGCUUUGUGAAAAUCCUGAGACUAGUGUGGAAAUUCUAAUCUGUGGAGUCAAGCAGCUCCUUCAUAUGUUACAGGAGGAUAGAAGUCUUGUGUCUGACUGCUCUUCAGUUGAAAGCUUAUCCAGUGCAAAUGCAACAGGGAGAAUCCAGCAUCUUCAUUUGUCAGAUGGGCUCAGUCCUGAUGAGAUACAAGAAAAUACUUUCUUGCUUCGUGCAACUUUUUGUGCUGCAGUUACUGGACUGGUGCUCAAUGAGACUAAUGCUUACCAGGCUGAACAGGCAAAUGCAAUAUAUACAAUAGUAAAGCUAAUUUUACCAAACAAAGAAAGGAAUGCUGAACAAGCCAGUUUAUUACAGUCUUAUGCUUUCAGUGCCUUGAGAUUUCUCUUCAGUGUGGAAAGAAAUCAAUGUAUUUUUAAAAGACUUUUCCCUACUGACUUGCUUGACAUCUUCAUUGAUAUUGGAUAUUAUGUGCAUGAUAUCAGAGUUUAUGAAGGGUUGGUAUCAAAGCUAAAUUAAAGGUAAGAGGAUGUAUUGAAGCAAAUUGCUGAUCAGAAUCAGAAUAAGGCACCCACAAAGCAUAUAGGAAAUUAUGCAAUUUUAGAGCACCUUAGUGGUGCUUUUUGAAGUGUUAGAAAACAUAAUGGACAGCAUCUCCUGGCAAUGAAAGAAGUCAAUUUAUGCAAUCAAGCAUUUGGAAAGGACAAAAAGAGAGAGGCAGGAGUAAAAAAUAUUGUUUCUGAAUUAACCAUCAUCAAGGAGCAGCUUUAUCAUCCAAAUGUUGUAUGGUAUUACAGAACCUUCUUGGAAAGAAUAAUUGUUGCUGACUCUGGGCUUGCAAAGCAAAAGCAAGAAAACUGCAAACUUGCAUCAGUAGUGGGAGCUGUCCUAUACUCUUGUCCUGAAGUUGUAAAGGGUGAGCUGUAUGGAGAGAAGGCUGAUGUCUGGGUUGCAGGAUGCAUCCUUUAUCAGAUGGCCACUCUGAACCCAUCAUUUUACAGCAGCAAAAUGCUCUCCUUGGCAACUAAAAUUGUAGGGGCUGUGUAUGAACCUGUGCCAGGAGGACUGUACUCUGAAAAAGUCUCAUUUACCAUUAAAAGCUGCUUGACUCCUGGUGCAGAGGCACAUCCAGACCUGCUGGAUGUCAUCUCUCUGUCUGAUGUGAUGAAAUACAUGGAUGUUUUAUCCACCCCUCAUCUCGUGUUGGAGAAGAAACUGGAUGGGGAGAGAAGAUGAACCCAGUGGUACUUCAUGGAGGCUAAUCAAAAUGCAGUAACCCAGCACCAUCAGCUUUCCAUUUUAUCACAAGUAACAUUCCAUAAAUUGAGUCUACAUAGUAGCAGCAGUGGAGCAGCCAGUUGCAAAAGUGAAUUUUCAGAAAACACUGACCUUCCAGUUGGCAGUUGUCAGCCUGCACAUAGAAAAGAUGAGGAAAGAACAUAUGAAGCAAUCUUGGUAGAGGAUGACAGGACUAUGGAGAGUGUUUUGUUUGGUAUUUUCUCUGAAUUAGACAAUGAGGUAGAUAAAGUGGACAAUUCAAGCAGCUCCAGAUCAAAUAAUUUGAAAGAGUCUGCUAUUGGUGUAAUGAAACAAAGUUUUAGUGUUUCUGAAAGACAAGCUCAGAUGAGUUUAGAGAUAAUUGUACUUACGAGAGGAAUUGCUGCAUCACAAAGGAAGGUGCAGCAGAUCAGUGACCCUGUUCAGCAGAUUCUUAUUCAGCUGCACAAGAUUAUCUUCAUCACUCAACUUCCUCCAGCUUUGAGAUGCAACUUGGAAAGGAGAAUUGUUGGGUGAUUCAAGAAUCAGAGCAAUCCUUGUAAACUGAAAUGAGAAAGCAAAAAGAUCUUUCUCGGUUCUCCUGACCCGAUUGAACCCAAUAUCUUCACAGCAGAUGGGCAUGGGGUACAUCUUUCUUCAGGUGGAAAUAUGUUGCUUCCAGAUGGUAGAAAAGGCAUUCUUGGCACUUCUGGAAUGGCAGAAGGGAUGAUACAUGAGCAGUUGCAGACUCUAACUAAAAGGCUUCUAGAGGAAUGUGGUUAUUACAGUUUUUCUUCUAACAGGCAGAACAGACUCGACCUGGGGAUAUUAGUUGAAUUUAUUACCGAUCAGAAUCAGAGCAGGAUAAUAAGAAGCAAAACAAACCUUAAAAUUACCUCCCCCACUCGCCUCUCUCCUUCCUGGGCUUUACCUCCUCCCCCAAAGUGGGCAGAGAGACAGGGAAUGGGGGUUACAGUCAAUUCAUCACAGGUUGUUCCUGCCACUGUUUAG